This is a messenger RNA of Oncorhynchus keta (chum salmon), 1734 nucleotides long. RefSeq lists its product as uncharacterized. The coding region runs from base 129 to 569 and encodes 146 amino acids. NCBI's taxonomy places the organism in Eukaryota, Metazoa, Chordata, Actinopteri, Salmoniformes, Salmonidae. The transcript is spliced from 5 exons. The record is from RefSeq and is a predicted model, not a curated record.
GCUUAGCCCAAACUCAUUACUUCUUUUGGCUCUAUGGAAGAGGCGAGUGCUUCAGCUGCUUGUAGCAACAUUACAGGAGGGGGCUAUAGAGGUCUGGUCUGAAGCAUUUUGUAUAGAGAGAAGGAGAAAUGUUUGUCACAGUGCAGUUUGGAGAGGCCCAAACAGAAUUGUUUAACCUGAACUGCAGGAUGAUAAACUUCAUCCACAGUUUGAAGGAGAGGUGUGAUCUGGAUCCUCAAGACUGUGUGGACCUGAUGGACAGGACAGGGGAGCUGGUGAACCUGAGUGACAAGGAGGAGAGCAUGGAGCAGGCCAGCAGUCUGAUGAAGAAGAGGCACAGCUACGUUCUCAUACGCAUCUGCAGUGACGGGACUGAAGGGCAGAAGUAUGUGCCACUCUUAAAUGACCUGGACAAGAGCCAUCCUGAGUUAGCAGAGGUCCUAAAGAAGCUGUCCAACCCCUGUAAGGAGCGGGACAGAAAGGCUGUUCCGUCAAGGAAAGGCUCUGUUAACCAGACCUGGAGCAAGGCCACCGCUGGAAACAAGAAGAGCCAUUCUGGAAAACUUUGACUAUGAUGAGAGGAGAGGAAGAAAGGUGAAAAUGAUGGUGAUGGACAUGCAUGAAUAAAACGAUGUGAUCCACAUACUAAUACAGUAAAUGUGUUGGUGCUGUGGUACUAUUCACUCCGAUUCUUUUUUAACAAAGGUACAUUUAGGUUGAUAAAUUAACAUUCCAACAUAUCCCAACGGGUAAUGUAAGAAUGUUGCAUGUCUGCUGUGCAUACUAGAGGCUGGUAUAGGUCCAGAAACGUUUUGUACUCAUAUAGGACUAUGUGUGAGAGUUAGGCUAUAUGGACCACUUAUUAAAUGCAUAAAUCUACUUAUCCAUGUAUUCACAACAAUUAAUGAAGUUAAAAUAAAAUAGAACAAUUGUUGAACAACUAGUAAAGGUAGCAUAUAUAUUUGUAGAUACGGUGCCUAGUGUUAUACCACAUAGUUUUCUAUACAAUACAAGCUUUGUCUAUACUGUACCUGACCUGUCAUAGACUUCCUAACUGUAGUCAGUGUAAAGCGUGACUCAUCAUCUUCACGUUGAUAUAUGACAGAGAAACGUGAUAGAAUCAGACAGGUUGCAUAACAAAAGUAAAAAUAUGACUAUGUUUAUUUUGCCCAAUAGACGACGGGGUGGGCUUACUGGGCUAUCGGGUUCACUAACAGAAGCACAAGGUUUGGACAGUGGAACUUGUACAGAAGGAGCCUCACAAUGCCGGGGUCUGAGUUUGAAUCUUUGGAGAAGAUACUGGAGACACAUAUUCCAGAUGAGGAAUUGAAAGAAGUGAAACAAAUCUUGUUUGGAAAAGAAACCAAGUGAGUUGUUGUUGAAUUCUGCACUCCUUGUCUCUAUGCUGAGCCUGGUCUCAUAGACUAGACGUAACAUAGUAAAAGUAAAUCCGGGGCAUGCAAAUUAGUAUGAUAUGUAAAGUUUGGUACGGUUACAUGAGACAGAAGGUUACUUAAGGCAAAAACAAAAGGAGAGUGGUUGGUUGGGGUGGAUGGGUGAGCGCAGAGCAUAAUUUGAGACGGAUCCUGCCAGAACAGGAUCCUGCACAUCUCCAUUUUGGACUGUUUCAUUCCGUAAACCCAUUUGUCAAGACCUGGUAUCUCUAUUGCCAUAAAAAAUAAUUGUCAGUUUGCAAUGUAAAAAUUAUAAUAAAAGCGAUCAGAGUUCAUUCAA